AGCAGGUUCGGUCGAGUGCAGCGCGACUGCAGCGCAAAGGGAAAAAUUCAAAGAAGUUGUAAAUUACAAAGUAAAAAUACAUUGUUAAUAAUGUAAAUUGUUUGUUAUUGAAACACAUUUAAAUUUGCAAAAAAUGGCCCAGAGAAACAGUUAAGCCAAACAAAGGGUUUGCAACGCAGACAAAUUUACAACAACAAAACAUAAGAACAAGACGAGACGUGCAGCAGCAGCCACUCCUUUUGUGUCCGUCGUUUGAGAAAUGUGUGCGUAUUUGUGUUCGUGUGUCGUAUCCAAUGUGUGUGUGCGUGCUGUAAUUGAAAAGUUGUGAUUACUGCAUAAAUUAUAAAUUGAAAUUGCAUUCAUUAAGAAAGUGAGCAGGCGCAUUAAAAAGUGAAAAUUCGCGGCACUUGCAAAAGAAAAAAUAGUAUUUUGUGUAUAGUGGGUCUUAAAGUAGAAAAGACAGUCAGCGAUAACAGCGAACCCACACACACCUUCUUACAUACAUAUGUAUGCGUGUGCAUAAAUACACACAUAGACAAAAACAGAGCCCGUACAUUCAAGCAACGCGUGUGCAUGUGUGUAUGACUCACUACCCUACACAAGUAAAUGCGCGGGGGGAGCACGCUACUACCUACGGUAACAAAAACAAUAAAAGCAAAUCGCUGCCGCGCUUCAAUAGAAUUUCCCAAGCUGAGCGUAACUAAUCGCGUUUGAAGAAAAUUCCAACGUACACACGGAGAGGGAAAAAGCGAGAGAAAUAGAGAGAGAGAGAGAGAGACAGAUAGGCGAAGAAGCCGCAAAUCCCUCAUAGGCACAGAAAACAGCGAACAGCACGAACAUGAGUUUUACCAAGUGGUUUAAAAAGAAGGAGCAAAUCUCCGAAAUUGGUGAACCCACAAAUUUCCAACGACACUUCCAUGUAUCCCGCAAUCAAGAGACUGGAGAUCUGGAAGGUUUGCCUGCCCCAUGGCUACGUCUAAUGAACACACAAAUUACUCGGGAUGAGCAGGACAAGAAUCCAGAUGCUGCCUACCAUGCGGUGAAAUAUUAUAAUUACUCGAUUAAGAAAAAAGAGAACGAGGUGUUUAAGCCACUGAUUACCGAGCUUGUGAUACACGAGGAGUCCAAGGAGAUUGAUAACUAUUUGAACUACAAGAAUAAGCACAAAUCCCAAGAUUUGGAUAAUGAUGAUGAAGCGUACAGCGGUGGCAGCUCAACGGCUACCGAAAGCAACUCCAGCGGCAGCGGCAGCUCGACAGGCAACAGCAAUAGUAGUAGCCUUAACGAUAAUAGCCAACAGGCCGCCAUACGACUUUCCGCGCUCAACGACGUGAUCAAAGAGCUAGAGUCAAAUCUGGAACGACGUGAAACGUUAAAACCCCAUAAGCCGACCAGUCAAAACCAGGCGGGAGCGCAGGAACCACCGCCGCCGCUGCCUGCCAAGAAAUCCACACACACACUGCCGCCCAAGCCACAGAUAAAGCCAAAGCCAUAUAGCGUCACGCAAAAAGUCCCCCGUGUCAGCGACCUAACCUCCAUAGCCGCCGAUGAGCAGCUACAUAAGGUCAACACGGAUACCAUUAUCCUCAAAACCGCUGCCACGGCUAGCGCUGUAAACGAUGCCACGAACGAUGGAGAUGCUGGUGAUGAAACGAUACUGCGUCGCUCUAAAGAGAAGCGUACACAGAAAACUGACUCCCAGGUCUAUGAUGAACUGCGUACCAUUUGCAAUCCGUGCGACCCACGCGAGCGCUUCCAGACCACACAGGAGGUGGGUAAAGGUGCAUCGGGCAUCGUAUUUAUUGCGGGAGAUUUGCAAAAUGAGUCACAGGUGGCGGUGAAAACGAUCGACAUGAAGAAUCAGUCCUCGAAGGAUCUCAUACUCACCGAAAUACGCGUGCUCAAGGAUUUCAAUCACAAGAAUUUGGUAAAUUUUCUUGAUGCCUAUUUACUGGAACCGGAGGAUCAACUUUGGGUUGUAAUGGAAUAUAUGGAUGGUGGCCCACUUACCGAUGUCGUUACUGAGACUGUGAUGAAGGAGCGGCAAAUUGCGUGCGUGUGUCGUGAGGUAUUGUAUGCCAUUAGUUUUCUGCAUGCCAAGGGCAUCAUUCAUCGUGACAUCAAAUCUGAUAACGUGCUCCUCGGCAUGGAUGGUUCGGUCAAGGUCACCGACUUCGGAUUUUGUGCCAAUAUUGAAGGCGAUGAGAAACGACAGACAAUGGUGGGCACACCAUAUUGGAUGGCCCCAGAGGUUGUGACACGAAAGAAGUAUGGCAAGAAAGUAGAUAUAUGGUCCAUAGGAAUUAUGGCCAUAGAAAUGAUUGAGGGUCAGCCACCAUAUCUGUAUGAAACGCCAUUGCGUGCGCUAUACUUGAUUGCGGCUAACGGCAGGCCCGACAUCAAGAGCUGGGAUAAGCUGAGUCCCAACCUGCAAGACUUUCUUGACCGUUGUCUCCAGGUAGAGGUCGAUAGGCGCGCUACAGCCGAUGAACUACUACGGCAUCCAUUCCUCGACGAUUGCAGCGAGGUGAAGGCCUUGGUUCCCAAUAUUAAGGCGGCCAAGAAGGUGCUCCGACGCAAUGUAUAGUUAAUGUCUAAUCAUCGGGUAGCCAAGCUUAUGUAUGCGUGAUGUGGAUAAUAGGAUCUGGAGAGAUGGGAUUGCGUUGCAGCCGCUCCUUGGAACGUUUAUAAUAAUGUGUGUGUAUAUGAGUUCAUCUAUGUAAAUUUAAUUUCGUCUGGAACUGGAACAAAAUGCUGAUUAGUCUUCGUAGAGUAACGACAAAAACAAAAACAAUAAUAACUACAACAGCUGGCGAUAUGUUUGUGCGUGCUUCCAAAAUGGAAUUGCACUGGGAUUUGGGAUUUUUGGUUUCCUAAUACGUCGCUGGACGAUUAUAUGGAAAAAUGCAUGAGGUGGCCGAACGUGAGGAACAAUGGGAAGAAUACAAUUGGCGCAAAUGUCGCCACCCACGCAACGCCACGCCACACCGCACCGGACCGCAGCGCUCCAUUUCCCUGUCUACUCAGCCACAGUGCCUGCCAAAAGCGCAUGAACGUCGUACGCCGAACGCACAAGAAAGCAUUGAUAUUUUAAGCGUAGUGUAUUUAUUAGCAUUUCUUUUGUAGCUGUAGCGUUUUUGCUACCGUUACAUUAUACUGUUUAUCUUCCUUUUUGAUUGUGUGGGAAAGAUGACGCAGUUUAUUUAGCAUUUGUAUCUGUAUACUACUGUAUAUGUAUGCGUGCAUAGGUUUUAAAGUGUGGAAAGAUAAGAGGGAAUUAGUUGCCUUCUUUGCUUUUAUUAUGUAUUCUGUUUAUGUUUAUUAUUAAAUGUUUUACUUGGCCAAUUGCUAUGUAGUGCAUAUACAUACAUACGAGUACAUAAAUACAUACAUACAUAGUAUAUACAUAAAUAAAUAAAAAUACAUUCAUACUAUACGAUUAUGUAGUUGAGAAAUUUUUAAGAAAGGAAUGUGUGCUAAAUUAGACUUCACACACACACACACACACACACACACACAUACAAACAGACACACGCACACGUACAUUAUAUAAAUAUUGUAUUUAUAAUACUUGGAUAUACAUAAGUUGGAUACAAGUUUUAUAUAUAAUAAUAUAUAACAUACUUAUAUACAUACAUACAUAUAUAAAUAUACAUAAAUGUGAUUUAAGCGAUUUUAUCAAAGCUGCAUUAUGCAAUUCUACAUAAAAUUCGUCGUAAACUAAGCAAACAUGCAAUAUUUGUUGUAAAUUACCAAAAAACAAAAACAAAUAAAAUUUUAAAAAGAAAACGGUAAAUGCAGUAUAGCAAGUGGGAGUGAGGAAACAAAUUAAUAGAAAAAGUAUACUAUGUUAAAAGUGCCAUUAGGUCUAAUAAACAGCAACGCAAAAACACCCACAAAAACUAAAUACUAUUAUCAAAAUAAAAACAGUAUACAAGUUCAAAUAUUUUCCACAACUAAAAUAAAAAACAAACAUUCAAACCCACAUACAUACAUACAUAUGUAUUUACAAUACGUCUUGCAAUUAGCUACGCGCACAAUUUAACAAAUGUGGUCAAAAAUAAUUCAAUUCCAUUAAAUUAGUACAAACAUAAGACUAAACUAAAAUUUGAAUCGAAACAAAAUACCCGUUAACUACUUACAACUAAAGAGAAGAGGAGAGGAUAAUUAUUGUAGAGUGCAUUGCCCAAAAUUUUGCCAUAAAAUGUACGACCAGCACGCUGUUAUAACGGUAAUGUGUGUGUCAAAUGAAAUGCAAUUCCGAAACAAAUCACAGUAUAUGCCAAAAGUAAACGUUUAUUUAAGUAAAUCUCUCAUGAUCACAACACUAUGCAUUACAAGAAAAUGAAAAAAAAAAUAGCGGUAUGCAAACGACCUGAGAAACAACAACAAUUACGACAAUAAUCACAUGAGUACAAUUAUUUGUCGUUAUCGUUGUUGUUGUCGCGCAGCUUAAACCGUUAUCUCAUACCGGUUUGUCAUUGUGUUGAUGACACUUGCUGAGAGAAAGGAAACUAUAAAUUUAAAAGUGCAAUUUAAUUUGCUGCUGCAACAAUUUUAGUAAUUCCUUGAUAAUGGUCAGACGGUAGUGUCCAAUAUUAUAGUUUGAAAAUAUGUCAGCGAGUGAGUCAUCGAAGCGUGACUAACAGAAAUCCAGAUGUAGUACUGAUUACGCGCACAUACAUAUAGUGCCUAUGUAUGCAAAUGUAGAAAAGUAAACACAAGCCGAGUCCCAACGAAAAUAUCGAGCAAUGUCAAAACAAAAAACUCUUGAAUGGGAGAUCAAUAAAUACCGGAAAAACAGACCUAUAAAUUUAGAAGCAUAAGAAAAAGGCUGAAAGAAAAGUAGUCACCAGGGUGCGGGAUAAGCAGUUGUGCGGCCUUGUUCCAGUUAUAUUAACUUUAUAUUAUUGAUUUUUAAAUGUAUGUUUUGUCCGCUUAAUUAUUCUUGAUCGCCACAUUUUUUUAAAAUGGGCAUGAAACCAAUAUAAUGGCUUUGUGUAUAUUUAAAACUAAUGGAAUCAAAACAUUUAGUAACAUAUCAAAACUAAACUAUGAAGAAAUUACAGUUAAAACUACAUCUCCAGCUACUCAAAGAAAAAUGGUACUCUGAAGUUUCAAUGUCCGGAAUUCACAAAAGAUUUCAAUUAUUUAGUUUCGGGUACACACAUUACCAAAAGCCAAAAUUAAUAUUUUCCAUUACACGAAACUUUAUCACAAUCUUUCUGAAAACAUAAAAACCUUCAUCUAAAAUUUUGGAAAUUCUUUCCUUUUGUUUUUUUUUUACCUACAUUUUGAUUACUGAUCCCAAAACUUUUAUAACCAAAUUGGGGACAUUUUCCUAAAAUUGGAAGAGAGUGUUUUGCCACGUUUCGGAACUCUUGAAGCUUAUCCACAUAAUUCCCAUGUUUUUCAUAUAAAUCGCAAGGUGUUUUUAUUGGCCUUUGGCUCGUGGCAAGCGAUUCCUUUAGUAAAAAUAUUAAUGAAUAUACAAAUUUUGUGCAGUAGUUUUUAGCAACAAGAAACGCUCUUUAUUAUGCUUGUUUCCCCAAAGCAAAGCAGUCAAAUAGAGUAGCCUGCGAAGCUUAGUUAAAAUGUUUAUAUUCGUUCUUUUUAACGCAAAUAUAAGUAUUAAAAUAACAUUUCAAAGUGCCCUGUAAAAACGAAAUUGUAAUGCAUAAUUUAGAGCUUAAUGUUUAAUUGAAAAUUUACUUGAUUUUAUUUAGCUUAAAAUAGAGAAAGAUGAUAAAUCCAUUAAAGUAAUUUUGCGAACAUAUGAAUAGCAAGGCAGGUGAAUGAAUUAGGCAACGAAUGGCCAGCAACGAGCAUUAGUAACGAAGACAUACCCAAUCUAACAUAAUCGUAUGCGCAUUUAAAAUUUUACAACUAAUGCUAAAAGUGCAAACAAAUAUAUACAUAGAUAUAUAUAUAUAAUAAAAGCUACAACUAACGAAAACCAAGUCUUCAAAUGGUAGUGUACAUUUUUGAUACAUCAACUUUUAUGGGAACUGUAAAAUUAAAAAUAGUAACCAAAUCCAGAAACAUAACUGACAUUGACUUUUUAAAGCAAAUGCAUUGUAAUUGUAAUUAAAAGCAAGAAAAUAUACAUGAAUUAGCGCUAUUUCAAUUAAUGUAGUUAAAAUAUGUGAGAAAAACUUGCAAGUAAUUAUAAAAAAUAUGGCAUAUUAAACGAAGAUAACGA
Molecule: messenger RNA, 6202 nt
Organism: Scaptodrosophila lebanonensis
Lineage: Eukaryota; Metazoa; Arthropoda; Insecta; Diptera; Drosophilidae
Gene: Pak3
Product: serine/threonine-protein kinase PAK 2
Exons: 2
Coding region: 839-2587 (582 amino acids)
Biological process (GO): regulation of axonogenesis; protein phosphorylation; regulation of MAPK cascade
Cellular component (GO): cytoplasm
Molecular function (GO): protein serine/threonine kinase activity; ATP binding
Source: RefSeq, a predicted model, not a curated record